AUGCCACCAAAGAGGAAGGCCAGUAGACCGGCUGCUGAACAGUCCAAUGACUCGCCCGCCAGUAAAAAGGGCCGUUCUGACUUGCACCAAUCGCACCCAAACGCGAAGCAAACGGAGGACUUCGGCAUAGUCCUACGUCAAUUCUACCCGCCGGAGAUGAGCAACGAGCGCUGUCAAGCAUACACUAAUGGCGAGCUGGAACGACCCAUUGAAACACUACAGAAAGCUUGCCGGGAAACUGCUGAUAAGCGCCGUUCGAUCGAUGUGGGUAGUGCUGUGGUACAUUGGUUCAAGAGCGAUCUCCGGCUUCACGACAACAGGGCACUGUACACUGCCUACCAAUUUGCGAAAGAGAAACAGGUCCCAUUGAUUGGUCUUUACAUCGUCUCCCCUGAAGAUUGGACUGCCCAUUUGACUAGCCCCGCCCGAGUGGAUUUCACCUUGCGCACCCUCCAGCGAUUGCAACAGGACCUGGGGGAGCUGGAUAUCCCUCUCUACAUGGAAACACAGGAGAAACGGAAGGAGAUUCCGAAUCGGAUUGUGGAAUUAUGUCAACAAUGGGGCGUGAAGAACGUAUAUGCGAAUAUCGAGUAUGAGGUAGACGAACUGCGGCGCGAAGCUAAGCUUGUUAAACUCUGCGCAGGUAGCGAUAUCAAUUUCGCUCCCAAUCAUGACACCUGUGUGGUCACUCCGGGCGCGCUAGCUAGCCAGCAAGGGAAACAGUAUGCUGUUUAUACUCCAUGGUAUCGCUCCUGGUUGGCAUUUCUGAAAGAGAACCCGGAUUACCUCGAGGUCUCCGAGGAGCCCGGGCCAAAUCCAGGGAAUGCACGACAACAAUUGAAAGAGUUGUUUGAUUGCAAGGUGCCAGCCGCACCAAAAACUCACACCCUGCCGGAUGAAGAUCAGAAACGCUUCGAGGGGCUUUACCCAGCCAGUGAGCAUGAAGCUCUCCGGCGACUGGAAAACUUUCUCAAGGAAAAAGGUAAAAAGUAUGAGGAGUUGCGGAGCAUGUUGCCUGGUGAGCACACUUCGAUGUUGAGUCCUUACUUUGCAUGCGGGGCGCUUAGCGCAAGGACUGCCGUCGCGACAGCGAAGAGGAUCAACAAAGGCCAUAUCGAUCGAUAUGACCCCGGAUACAUGACCUGGAUCAGCGAGCUGGCCUGGCGCGACUUUUACAGGCAUGUGCUUGUGAAUUGGCCUUUCAUCUGUAUGAAUAAGUGCUUCAAGCCCGAGCAUACUAAUAUUGAUUGGGAGUACAACGAGGAUCAGUUUCAAGCUUGGUGCGAUGGCAAGACAGGCUUCCCGAUCGUCGACGCAGCAAUGCGCCAGCUCCGUCACUGCGCGUGGAUGCACAACCGCACGCGCAUGGUCGUCUCAUCGUUUCUUACCAAGGACUUGAUGCUCGAUUGGCGUCGUGGCGAGCGCUAUUUCAUGGAGAAUCUGAUUGAUGGUGAUUUCGCCUCCAAUCACGGCGGGUGGGGGUUUGGUUCUAGUACUGGUGUAGAUCCGCAGCCAUAUUUCCGCAUCUUCAAUCCUCUUCGACAAAGUGAGCGAUUCGAUCCGGAAGGAGAGUACAUUCGCCAUUGGGUGCCAGAACUACGCGACGUGUCUAGCAAAGCUAUCCACGAUCCUUACGCGAGGGGGGCGUCAGCAAUUGCGCAGAAGAAUGGCUACCCGAAGCCCAUUGUAGACCACGCAGAGAGUCGGAAUCGAGCAUUGGAGCGGUUCAAGAGUGCACUUCAGAAAGGGUGA
Messenger RNA from Penicillium vulpinum, 1752 nucleotides. Its product is annotated as deoxyribodipyrimidine photo-lyase PHR1. The transcript has 2 exons. The coding region runs from base 1 to 1752 and encodes 583 amino acids. Gene Ontology annotation, cellular component: cytoplasm; nucleus. Gene Ontology annotation, biological process: circadian regulation of gene expression; entrainment of circadian clock by photoperiod. Gene Ontology annotation, molecular function: FAD binding; DNA binding. The record is from RefSeq and is a predicted model, not a curated record. Lineage: Eukaryota; Fungi; Ascomycota; Eurotiomycetes; Eurotiales; Aspergillaceae.